This is a messenger RNA of Nicotiana attenuata, 2736 nucleotides long. RefSeq names its product translation factor GUF1 homolog, mitochondrial. Lineage: Eukaryota; Viridiplantae; Streptophyta; Magnoliopsida; Solanales; Solanaceae. Gene Ontology annotation, molecular function: GTP binding; GTPase activity; mitochondrial ribosome binding. Gene Ontology annotation, cellular component: mitochondrion. The transcript has 12 exons. Gene Ontology annotation, biological process: positive regulation of translation. Bases 245 to 2215 code for a protein of 656 amino acids. The record is from RefSeq and is a predicted model, not a curated record.
AUUAUUAUCAAAUAUAUAUGGUGAAUAGCAAAAAAUUUCGAAAGGUAAUUGGUUUUAUAAUUGACAUACAUCUGCUACUAUAGUAGGAGUAAAAUCAAUAACAAUCGCAGGCAGUAGCAAAUUAGGGUCCUGCACACGCCGCAUUUUGACAUUUAUUCAUCUCUAUCGAACAUUCCAACAAUCAAAUCCCAAAGCCCUAAUGUAAAAACCUCACCUCUAAUUCUCCAAGCACAAUCCUGGGACAAUGAGUACUUUCAAGAGAGCUUCAAGAGCUCUCAGAUCCAACUUCUCUUUAUUUUCUACUCCUCGACCCUAUUUAUCUCAUUUUUUCUCUAAUCAAAAUGCAUCAUUUUGCUCUCGUCCUCGCCAAAACAGUAAAGAAGGAUCAACUAUAGAUUUGAAUGAGUACCCUUCUGAUAAUAUUCGGAAUUUUUCUAUUAUUGCUCAUGUUGAUCAUGGCAAAUCCACGUUGGCUGAUAGGCUUUUGGAACUUACUGGAACCAUUAGAAAAGGUCAUGGUCAGCCUCAAUACUUAGAUAAAUUGCAGGUAGAGAGGGAACGGGGAAUAACCGUUAAAGCUCAAACAGCAACUAUGUUCCAUCGUCACAAGUUCCUUGGUAGUGACACAGAUUUUUUAUUAAACCUGAUUGAUACACCUGGUCAUGUGGAUUUCAGCUAUGAAGUUUCCAGAUCUUUGGCAGCUUGUCAAGGUGCCCUUUUGGUUGUAGAUGCAGCCCAAGGUGUGCAGGCACAGACUGUUGCUAAUUUUUACCUCGCGUUUGAAUCAAACCUGGCCAUAAUUCCUGUCAUAAACAAAAUUGAUCAACCCACUGCUGAUCCAGAUAGGGUAAAAGCACAGCUCAAAUCCAUGUUUGACCUUGAUCCCAGCGAUGCACUAUUAACAUCUGCAAAAACUGGUCAAGGUCUAGAGCAGGUUCUACCGGCUGUGAUAGAGCGAAUUCCUCCACCUCCUGGUAAAAGCACUUCACCUUUGCGAAUGCUUUUGCUGGAUUCGUAUUAUGAUGAGUACAAAGGAGUUAUCUGCCAUGUGGCUGUUGUUGAUGGUGCUCUGCACAAGGGUGACAAGAUUUCCUCUGCUGCCACUGGCCAAAGUUAUGAAGUUUCUGAUGUUGGUAUUUUGCACCCGGAACUUGUACCGACAGGAAUCCUUUUAACUGGUCAAGUUGGAUUCAUGGUCAGCGGCAUGCGUUCAACAAAAGAGGCCCGUGUUGGAGAUACUCUACAUCAUGCACGAACAGUUAUACAGCCCCUUCCAGGUUUCAAGCCAGCAAAACAUAUGGUCUUUUCUGGCCUAUAUCCAGCUGACGGAUCUGAUUUUGAGGCACUUAACCACGCCAUAGAGAGAUUGACGUGUAAUGAUGCGAGUGUCUCUGUAACUAAAGAAAGUAGCACAGCUCUAGGUCUGGGUUUCAGAUGUGGUUUCUUGGGUUUACUUCACAUGGAUGUUUUUCAUCAGCGGCUUGAACAGGAACAUGGCGCUCAUGUCAUUUCCACUGUUCCUACAGUGCCAUAUAUAUUUGAGUACUCAGAUGGAAGCAAAGUGGAGGUUCAGAAUCCUGCUGCUUUGCCUUCAAACCCCAAGAAUCGACUUACUGCCUGCUGGGAACCUACUGUAAUAGCUACAAUUAUUAUCCCUAGUGAGUAUGUGGGGUCUGUUAUCACUCUAUGCGCUGAGCGUCGGGGAGAGCAGUUGGAGUACUCAUUCAUUGAUAGCCAACGGGCUUUCAUGAAGUACCGCAUGCCUCUGAGGGAAAUUGUUGUGGACUUCUACAAUGAAUUGAAAAGUAUAACAUCAGGAUAUGCAUCAUUUGAUUAUGAGGACUCAGAAUACCAGUCGUCAGAUUUGGUGAAGCUCGAUAUUCUCCUAAAUGGCCAACCAGUUGAUGCUAUGGCAACCAUUGUCCACAAAUCAAAAGCUCCGCGUGUUGGUCGCGAACUUGUGGAGAAGCUUAAAAAGUUUAUAGACAGGCAGAUGUUUGAAAUCAUUAUACAAGCUGCUAUUGGAACUAAGGUCAUUGCCAGGGAGACGCUUUCUGCCAUGAGAAAAAAUGUUCUGGCAAAGUGUUAUGGUGGUGAUAUUACAAGGAAGAAGAAGUUGUUGGAAAAACAGAAAGAAGGAAAGAAGCGAAUGAAACGAGUGGGAUCCGUCGAUAUACCCCAAGAAGCUUUCCAUGAGUUACUCAAGGUCUCAUGAAGACCAUCUUAAAUGCCUCCAAGAUUUUAGGUACAAAAGCAGGUCAAAUGUAAGUUCUGCUGCACAACGCAGUCCAUGCAUUUUCAGUGGAAGAAGACGAAGUUCAAAGGGUAAAGUCCCAACUUUGUGCUCAGUUUAUCCUUUGUUGGAGGCACAGAUGUUUGUUGUGGUCAAAGUUACCCCUUUUCAUGUACCAAGGAUGCGAUAAUUUUGCCCUUUGAAUACCAUGUUUUUAUAAGCAAUUUGCCUCCCUUUAUGAGUACAGUGGAGUGUUAUCUAGUUGUGACACGAGGAGAAGAACUCGUUAGGGGGUGGCAUUACUUGAGUCUCUAAUAAUCCAGUUGAAUCUGGAACUUGAUUACAGAAAACUUGAGUGUUAACGUAGUUUGUUGUUGUCCCAGGUUUCAACCAUUUGAUGUAAGAACUUAGGUCGAAAUUAGUAACAGCAUUGAUUCCUCUGUAUUCUAUUGCUGCAAUGUCAUGCACGAGCUGCCUCUUCUUGGGUGCCUCUUAAAGAUAAA